GAUUCCAGAGUUGAUUGCUUCAUCGCAAGAAAUAUGGAAGGACAAAAUGAAGAUGUGAGGUUGGGAGCUAUUAAGUACAGGGAGAGGCAGCCUAUAGGAACUGCUGCUCAAAGCCAAGAUGGCAAGGACUACAAGGAACCACCUGCGGCUCCACUUUUUGAGCCUGGCGAGUUAUCCUCAUGGUCCUUUUACAGGGCUUGCAUAGCAGAAUUCGUGGCCACUUUCUUGUUUCUCUACAUCACAGUAUUAACUGUAAUGGGUGUUGUCAAAUCUUCAAGCAAGUGUUCUACUGUAGGGAUACAGGGCAUUGCUUAGGCUUUCGGUGGCAUGAUCUUUGCUCUUGUCUACUGCACUGCCGGCAUUUCAGGGGUCACAUUAACCCAGCAGUGACUUUCGGGCUUCUGUUAGCAAGGAAGUUGUCGCUGACUAGAGCUGUCUUUUACAUAAUAAUGCAAUGUCUUGGACUUGUAAUAUAUUGGGAACAGUUCUCUUUGAAAGUUCAGAAUUUACACUGUGACAGGCUUGGAGCACCUUGCCUAAGACAGCCGCGAGAGUCACCACGACUAGAGGAGAAUUUUUAUGCAAAUCCCCUUCCGGGUUGCAUAUGUAGCAGAUCCACGGAGCAGAAAAUUAGCAGCCUGAAACUAGACAAGAAUUUGAGUUCAGUUCAAGGAUAGUAUAUUGGUGGAUUAGCCAUUUGCAGGAUGGCUGAUUGGAAUUCUUGAAUUAAGGUGCUUUUCCCUUGCAUGGAGGACUUGAAGCAGCCACCUACAUGGCUGAAAUCUUAUGGUUUCAGAUUUCUUUCACGAUUCAAUGUCAGCUAAAUUAUGUAGUAGUACCAGUUUCAGUGUUGUUAGAGGACUCUACUUUCAACUUAUGUAAGUAGAGAAGAUGAAGUAUAGCUCUGAGACAUCUCAGGUUAGUUAUACGGGCACACACAAAUAUUUCAAAGUGGAAUCAAUGUAUUCG
Hibiscus syriacus is the source of this 969-nucleotide messenger RNA. RefSeq lists its product as uncharacterized. Gene Ontology annotation, biological process: response to water deprivation; transmembrane transport. The record is from RefSeq and is a predicted model, not a curated record. Gene Ontology annotation, cellular component: vacuole; plasma membrane; plasmodesma. Bases 180 to 677 code for a protein of 165 amino acids. The transcript has 2 exons. Gene Ontology annotation, molecular function: water channel activity. Lineage: Eukaryota; Viridiplantae; Streptophyta; Magnoliopsida; Malvales; Malvaceae.